AUGCGUGUCUCCGUCGUUGCCGCUGCCCUCGUGGCCUCUGCUGCUGCCUCUUACAACUACACUGAGCCUGUGGUCUAUACCACUGAAAUUGUCAGCGAGUAUACGACCUACUGCCCAGGCCCAACCACCAUUGCCCAUGGCACCAAAACUUACACUAUCACUGAGGCCACAACUUUUACCGUGACGGAUUGUCCUUGCACGAUCUCUAAGCCAGUCGCGCCUAGCACCCCAGUGUAUACUCCCCCACCGGUUGUGCACACUUCCGCGGCUCCUUACCCAAGCUCCAACGCUUCCGUACCCGUCUAUACGCCUCCUGCUGGUACUGCCGCCCCUACGAGCGUCGCACCGACUUCUCCCCCAGCUUUCACAGGCGCAGCUUCUCGAUUCGCUGCUUCUGGAGCCAGUCUUGCUGCCAUCUUUGGUCUCGCUGCCUACGUUUUGGUUCCUGCCACCAAGCUCACGUCAAGUCAUGGAGGAAACUGGUGUGUGGUCUAG
Messenger RNA from Lindgomyces ingoldianus, 495 nucleotides. RefSeq lists its product as uncharacterized. The record is from RefSeq and is a predicted model, not a curated record. The transcript is spliced from 4 exons. Gene Ontology annotation, cellular component: fungal-type cell wall. The coding region runs from base 1 to 495 and encodes 164 amino acids. NCBI's taxonomy places the organism in Eukaryota, Fungi, Ascomycota, Dothideomycetes, Pleosporales, Lindgomycetaceae. Gene Ontology annotation, biological process: fungal-type cell wall organization. Gene Ontology annotation, molecular function: structural constituent of cell wall.